Anoplopoma fimbria (sablefish) is the source of this 2186-nucleotide messenger RNA. RefSeq names its product lipase, hepatic a (gene lipca). The coding region runs from base 193 to 1677 and encodes 494 amino acids. Gene Ontology annotation, molecular function: triacylglycerol lipase activity; apolipoprotein binding. The transcript has 9 exons. The record is from RefSeq and is a predicted model, not a curated record. Lineage: Eukaryota; Metazoa; Chordata; Actinopteri; Perciformes; Anoplopomatidae. Gene Ontology annotation, biological process: lipid metabolic process.
UCCCCUAUCUUUCUGUACAGUACAGCACAAUGUGUUUUCCCACUCUGUUAGUUAUUACGCUUCUUUAAAAAGCUUCUGCACCAGCAAUUCAAAGGAUCUUACCAACAGACUCUACAUUACCUGCAUUAAGCCUCACCUGUACUGACCACCAGUGUUGGUUUAAAGGAAUUGCCCAAGUGUCUGUGCGACACCAUGUCCGUGGUCAAAAUCCUGUGCUGUUUGCUGUUAACGUAUCAUCUCAAUGAGGGGAAGAAAAUCAAAGGAAACAGAGCAGUGGACACAGAGCAGAGGGUAGUCCUGAGGGUGAAAGAUCCGUACGUCAGCAGCUCGGUCUUCAGGAUGUUUUUAGAAGGUGAGGACAACUGCACACUGGAUCCUCUGCAGCUGCACACGCUCACCUCCUGUGGCUUCAACAGCAGUAAUCCCCUCAUCAUCAUCACUCACGGGUGGUCGCUGGAUGGUAUGAUGGAGAGCUGGGUGCUCAGGUUAGCCACAACCCUGAAGACAAAUCUAAUAGAUACCAACGUGGUGAUUACUGACUGGCUGUCCCUGGCUCACGCGCACUACCCCACAGCUGCACAGAGCACUCGCACUGUUGGAAAAGACAUAGCUCACCUGCUGCAGUCACUUCAGGUACAUUACCAGUACCCAGUUAGAAAGGUUCAUUUGAUUGGCUACAGCCUUGGGGCUCACAUCUCUGGAUUUGCUGGAAGCUAUCUGGAUGGUUCGGAGAAGAUUGGAAGAAUUACAGGUCUCGAUCCAGCGGGGCCACUGUUUGAAGGCAUGUCUCCCACAGACAGACUGUCUCCUGACGAUGCUGAAUUUGUGGACGCCAUCCACACCUUCACCCAGAAACAUUUGGGCCUCAGUGUGGGCAUCAAGCAAGCUGUGGCACAUUAUGACUUUUACCCCAACGGAGGAGACUUCCAACCUGGAUGUGAUCUGCAUAACAUUUACGACCACAUAUCCCAGUACGGGCUCAACGGUUUCGAGCAGACAGUGAAAUGUGCUCAUGAGCGGUCCGUCCAUCUAUUCAUUGACUCUGUGCUGAACAAAGACAAGCAGAGCAUGGCUUACAGGUGCAGAGACAAAAGUGCUUUUGACAAGGGCGUCUGUCUGGACUGUCGUAAGAAUCGCUGCAACACACUGGGCUACAACAUCAAGAAGGUCCGUAGUGGCACCAGCAAGAGGCUCUACCUGCACACACGCUCUCGGAUGCCUUACAAAGUCUAUCAUUACCAGUUCAGGAUCCAGUUUGUCAACCAGAUGGAGGGGAUCGAGCCCUCUCUUACCAUCUCCCUCACUGGAACAAAGGAGGAGAGUGGAGACGUCCCCAUCACUGUCACUGAAAAUAUGUCGGGGAAUAGGACCCACACCUUCCUGAUCACCCUGGACAGAGACUUAGGGGAUCUGAUGUUGCUCAAAUUGCACUGGGAAGGAUCAGCUCUGUGGAAGAACAUGUGGAACCGGGUGAAGAACGUCAUUCCCUGGGGCGGCCAGGGGACAAAGCCGCUGCUGACUGUGGGCAAGAUCAGCGUCAAAGCAGGCGAGACGCAGAAGAGGACGUCUUUUUGUGCCAUGACAAAUGAUGGACAGCAUGUUGAAGUGUCGCAAGAUAAAGAGUUUGUGCGCUGUAAAGAUGACGCACCAAGACAGCACCGAAGAAAGCACAACUAGGCUAAUAGACUCGUGUGAGUUCCUUAAUCUGUUUAACAGACUGAAGAUCUCUAACGGAUGGACUGCCGGCUCGCAAUUGCAUGAAAGUCUGUUAACCUCCUUAAAGUAAGGCUGUGAAGAUUAAGGGAGUAAAUUACAAACGAUUAAUUGUCGGAAAUGUGUUCUUAAAUUAUUAAAAAGCUAAGAAUAGCACAGUGUAAUUUAAGGAACCAGCCCAUAUUUACCUUUCUGUCUACAUACAAAUGUCUUUCAGGGUAUGAAAGUAUGUUUGAAGUAUGAAAGAAGGUAUGUUGAAAGUUUGCCAGUUCAAAUAUUAACCAGACAGUAAAUACAGAGUCAGACGUUCAAUGACCUUUUGCUGAUGUUAAUUCCAAAGGCUGUAUAUGUAUUUUUUUCUAUGUGUGUAUGUAAAAUGAUCAAUCUAAGUAUUUAAAAACCUAUGUAAGUCUUGAUCAAUCCCAUCAUGUGUCAAACCAGAGCAAUAAAUAUACACCCUUUCUUUUCUGUAA